Messenger RNA from Triticum turgidum subsp. durum (durum wheat), 1293 nucleotides. The record is from the annotation of a GenBank genome assembly. Lineage: Eukaryota; Viridiplantae; Streptophyta; Magnoliopsida; Poales; Poaceae.
AUGUGCCAACCACGCAAAAGAAGAUGUACUCCGCUUCCAUCUUGGUGGAGUAGAGCAGAGCGCGGUAUGGCGGCCUCAUGGCUCCUCAAACAUCCUUGUCCACCAGCAAGGCCAUGGACAAGAACAAGGAAUGCUACGGGUCUCCGUCUCCAGCAGGUGACCACCAUCACUUACCGGCGAACCACGUGCACUGGCCGGAGCGCCGCCGUUGCGGUUAAGCACGAGGAGGAGGGCGCCGACGAAGAGUGGCUGGCGUACCUGGACCCGGCGAAGCUAGAGGUAUUCGACCAGCUAGAGCCCUGGGCCGAGGCGAACGUGGUGCCGCUCCUGAAGCCUGCAGAGGUGGCGUGGCAGCCGACGGACUUGCUGCCGGACCCGGCGUCGCUGGGCGCCGAUGGCUUCCACGCUGCGUGCCGCGACCUCCGGGCGCGCGCGGCCGGCCUGCCAGACGCGCACUUGGUGUGCCUCGUGGGCAACAUGGUGACGGAGGAGGCCCUCCCGAGUUACCAGAGCAUGGCGAACCGCUUCCAGGCCGUCCACGACCUCACCGGCUCCAGCGGCACCGCCUGGGCGCGCUGGACCCGCGGCUGGUCCGCCGAGGAGAACCGCCACGGCGACGUGCUCAACAGGUACCUCUACCUCUCCGGCCGUGUCGACAUGCGGCAGGUCGAGAGGACCAUCCACAACCUCAUCCGGUCCGGCAUGGUCCUCAACGCCGCGCGGAGCCCCUACCACGGCUUCAUCUACGUCGCCUUCCAGGAGCGCGCCACCUUCAUCUCCCACGGCAACACCGCGCGGCGCGCCAAGGAGCACGGUGACGUGGCGCUCGCCCGCAUAUGCGGCGCCAUCGCCGCCGACGAGAAGCGGCACGAGCUGGCCUACACGCGCAUCGUGGCAAAGCUGUUCGAGAUCGACCCUGACGGCGCGGUUCGCGCGCUGGCCUACAUGAUGCGCCGUCGGAUCGUCAUGCCGGCGUCCCUCAUGACCGACGGCCGCGACGAUGACCUCUUCGCGCACUACGGAGCUGUGGCGCACCAGGUCGGUAUUUACACAGCCUCCGACUACCGUGGCAUUCUGGAGCACCUGAUAAAGCAGUGGGGAGUGGAGGAGCUGGUGGCCGCCGGACUCUCGGACGAGGGGAGGCGAGCGCGGGACUACGUGUGCGCGCUCCCACAAAACAUCCGAAGGUUGGAGGAGAAGGCCCACGAACGUAGCCGCCACAAGGCCCAUCCCAUGACAUCCAUCCCAUUUAGCUGGAUCUUUGAUAGGCCCGUCAGCAUCACCGUGGCCUAA